AUGGACGAAAACGAUUCUCGAGGUCUUUUGAAGUCUGUGCUUGGGUUUUUCGCUAGAAAACGACCGGAAAGGUCUACGCAGCCCGCGUCGUUGAGAUCGCGCACACGCGAAGCCUGGCUUCGGACGGAUGCAUAUCUGCAGCAUGAUGCCGACGACUUGGACGAGGUUGAGCCUGAACGUCUUGCAAAGGCCUUGCGUGUAUUUGAAGACUAUGUUCAGUACGACUCUGCCCGAGAACCAGACUUUCAUGAUGUGCCGUAUCCGAAGCUUCAGACGAUGCGCAGCGUGAUCGAGCAUCCGAGUCAAAAUUCGCAUCCCAGCCCUGAAAUCUCCAUUCGCCCUGGUAAACGAAGAAGAGAAAGUGAAGCUGUCAUUCAAGAACUGGCGUACUUGUACACUGACGCUAAGAGACGCCGGGUUCUACCUCGCGAAAAGCCAGCUACGUGCGAUGAUCCCGAAGACCCAAAUGCCGACUUCGCCGUGCUGAUGAGAAGACGUUUGUUAUUCUUGAACAAUGCGUUACGAAGAGAUUGGAUCUGUGUUUGCCACAAGUGCUCAGGACUAAGCGUUCGACUCUCGCUGCCACGACAAAAGAAGGAUCUGAAGGUCGAGACGUGCUUCGAAGUGUUCUUCGGUGUACGGUCUCUUCUUGCGGUAGAGUUGCAAGAAGCCAAAAUAACCGUCAAGAGCACAUCUGAGCCUCUAACUUGCGGCGCUUCCGAUUUUGCCCACAUAUGUCAAAGUAUUACAGAGUCUCUUGGCCAGGCUAAUUGCUUGAACUUUGCUCUUGAAGAUGGGAGGUUUCAGAGGCUUCGUCCGCAACCGAAGACCUUUGGUGGGGAUCGCACGUCUGGAACAGUUUCCUUGUCGGCAUUAUUCAAGCGUCAGCAGGAACUACGCGGUAGCUCAUCUGCAUUGCCAUUCAAGGGUAAGCGGAUUUUGGCCGUCACCCUGGCUACCGCGCUUCUUCCAUUUUUGGAGACACCGUGGCUGCAGCCUUCCUUCAAUCACUCAAAGAUUCUGUUCUUUGAGCCUCUGCAAAGUGGAGAACUUCCAGAUAUUACGAAGCCUUUCCUCGCCAUGGAGCACAUCCCAAAUCAUUCAAACCGCAAUGAAGAUACCGGCAUCGGUUCGGAGAACUCUAAACACAGGGUGCAUCCCAAUGCCAGUGUGCUAGCGCUUGGUAUCCUCUUGUGCGAGCUUCAUUAUUGCACACCCGUGGACCUGAUGCAGAAGGACUCGUCCACCACCAGAAACGUCAAUACUGACUAUUAUACCAGUCUUGAAAAGCUUAAAUCUUUGGAAGCUGAUGCUAGCGCUGACUUUGAAUCGGUCAGCGUACAGCGACUAUUUUACCAAAAUGUUGUCAAGCGGCUGGAGGCUGAAAUACUUAAGGGGUGGGGACUUCGAUUGGAGGACCUGGGCUCUUUUGAGUCUCAAGAAAAUAGGCUCCGCUGGGGCUCCAUCGGCUGCGAGGUUGUGUGCCAUCGAACAGACAAGGCGGACUCACAUGAUAAAAGUAUCGGCGCCCAAGCACUUCCGGAUCGUUCUAGUUCUGACGUCACGCCCGCGGGUUACACAUCGUUCAGCUCAGAUAUGGCUCUACGGAUGCCGGCACGGCCUCCUUUGAAAACGCAACUAAGCGGAUAUUUGGCGGAGCUGCCAGCGAAGAGCUUGUGUUUCUUUGAUGCAAGCUACCAGGCGGGUUGUGAAGAAGAGAGUCAACUUUCGCAACAAUGGAUGGACAACCUUCUGUCUUCCAUUCAUCACUUUGUUGACCCUUACGAAUCGAUCGAAGCCGGACCCAGAGCGGUUGAACCGGUGCGAAUAGCGAUCCUAGAUUCCGGGUUUGACCCUGAGAAUCCACUUCUAAUGAUCGAAAAUCGACAACUAGAUCCACGGAUCAAGGCCGCGCGAAGCUUCAUCGCUGAUACAAAACCAGAAGACAUCCGAGAUGAGAUCGGGCACGGCACUCAUGCUCUUGGACUUCUGCUCAAAGUUGCCACAUGUGCUGAAAUCUAUAUCGCCAGAAUUGCGCAUCAAGAGACACUCGAUCUUUCCGAAUGGAAAGUGGACAUCAUCUCGAUGUCAUUCGGGAUUCGUGAACACAGCCCGCCAAUAAAAGCAGCCAUAGCCAAUGCUAUACACAGUCAGACAUUGUUAUUUUCAGCGGCAUCGAAUGAUGGAGCGAACCUUGGCAGGGCCUUUCCAGCUCAAUAUCCCGGCGUCUUCUGUAUACACUCAACUGAUGGACAUGGUAAUCCUUCCAUGUUCAACCCGACCGCAGACGACAAAGAUGUCAACUUCAGUCUACUUGGGGAGUGCGUCUCCUCUCAUUGGCCAGUUGGCAAAGAUGGCCGCGGUCAAACUGUCAAGGUAAUGUCAGGUACAUCGGUCGCGACCCCCAUAGCCGCUGGGCUGGCAGCAUCGGUUCUGUCCUUUGUCCGACAGCAAGACCAACAGAUCAAACCCGGCAAUGAAGCACUGGGGCCGUGGCUAAAGGAUGCCGGCUCAAUGGAUGCGGUUCUGAGGAGUAUGGUCAGGCAUACAAGAGGAGCAGGCUAUCACUACCUCACGCCCCAUGUAAUAUUUGAUAGAGAGUCGACAAGGAAGCAUGUCUAUGAAAAGAUUGAGGACAUCAAGAAACACAUGUAUAGCUAG
Aspergillus uvarum CBS 121591 is the source of this 2661-nucleotide messenger RNA. Its product is annotated as S8/S53 family peptidase. Lineage: Eukaryota; Fungi; Ascomycota; Eurotiomycetes; Eurotiales; Aspergillaceae. The record is from RefSeq and is a predicted model, not a curated record. The coding region runs from base 1 to 2661 and encodes 886 amino acids. The transcript is spliced from 6 exons. Gene Ontology annotation, biological process: proteolysis. Gene Ontology annotation, molecular function: serine-type endopeptidase activity.